Molecule: messenger RNA, 3219 nt
Organism: Labeo rohita (rohu)
Lineage: Eukaryota; Metazoa; Chordata; Actinopteri; Cypriniformes; Cyprinidae
Gene: celf3b
Product: cugbp, Elav-like family member 3b
Exons: 17
Coding region: 995-2377 (460 amino acids)
Biological process (GO): mRNA splice site recognition; regulation of alternative mRNA splicing, via spliceosome
Cellular component (GO): nucleus; ribonucleoprotein complex; cytoplasm
Molecular function (GO): mRNA binding
Source: RefSeq, a predicted model, not a curated record
AUUGCACAAUAAGUGAACAAAAAUUCUAGCGUCAUUUAUUUGCAAAUGGCAUUUAAAAUGCAUUGACAAUCACAUCACAUAUAUAUACUAUUCGAUUGCAAUGCUUCAAUCUCACCAGCAGAGGACAGAGUGAUAGUACGCGCUUUGCUCGUUCACGUGAGAAACAACAACUUUGUUCUAAUCAUCUGUUAUCAAAGAAGAUCUUUGCCCAAGACCAUCUAUUUCAUAGGCCUGCCUGAGAUGAUGCAGGCUAUGUGCCUGUACAUAAUGUGUGGCUUCAGAAGAGAAGAGGAGGGGUCGGGGAUGUGGAUCUGGGACCACUGGAGGCAGAUGGUGACCUUUUCACAAAAGUUCACGAAGAAACAUUUGUUGAAAGAUGAAGCGGUACUAAAUCUGACUGCAGCUGCAUCACAAACUGUGAACUGUCUCUUUAAGAGACUUAAAAUUCCUCAAAAUGUAAUAAAAGGGUCUGAAAGAGCUGUAAGUUGCAGACGUUCCCUGCCCGUUACAUCACGAGCUUGUCAAGCGCUCGUGAGAGGGAGACACCGGCGUGACGUCACACCUAAGCAGCAUUAAUUGGAAACAAGAACAAACACGUAGUAAACCGCGAUGAAUGAGAUAAGCGCAGUAACACAUGUGUUGUGACAGAAUAUUUCAAGUGCAUUAUUUUAUAGCUUACGACACAAUUACAUUAAUAUCAAGACAUUAUAGCAGAGAAACUGGGCGAAACUGUGAUUUUACGAGAGAGGUUGAACGAAACGGAGUGUGAGAGACUGUGAGUGACAGCGAGCGCCAGCCGGAGGAGGGAAACAGUCACGCGUGCAUCUCUCAAGACGCAGAACGGAUCUACAGAGGAGUCAUCCGAAGACUGGGGUAAUAAACACCUCCAGGCACCAUCCACACCUCCAUCCUCUCUCUGCCGCUCACUCUCCGCACGCUCAUCUCGCGUCCUGACCCAGCCAGAGCCUCUGACUUUCUCCACAUCAUCGACCCAAUGAAGGAGCCCGACGCCAUCAAACUCUUCAUCGGGCAGAUCCCGCGCAAUCUGGAGGAGAAGGACCUCAAGCCCAUCUUCGAGCAGUUCGGCAAGAUCUACGAGCUGACUGUGAUCAAGGACAAGUACACGGGCGUGCACAAAGGAUGUGCCUUUCUGACGUAUUGUGCACGGGAGUCAGCUGUUAAAGCACAAAGUGCUCUGCAUGAACAGAAAACCCUACCCGGGAUGAAUCGGCCCAUUCAAGUGAAGCCUGCAGACAGUGAGGGGAGAGGAGAGGACAGAAAGCUGUUUGUGGGCAUGCUGGGAAAGCAGCAGUCUGAUGAGGAUGUGAGAAAGAUGUUUGAGCCGUUUGGCAGCAUCGAUGAGUGUACGGUACUGAGAGGACCUGACGGCACCAGCAAAGGUUGUGCGUUUGUGAAGUUCCAGAGUCAUUCAGAGGCCCAGUCUGCCAUUAACAGUCUGCAUGGGAGCCGAACUCUACCUGGCGCCUCCUCCAGUCUGGUGGUGAAGUUUGCGGACACAGAGAAGGAGCGCGGGCUGCGGCGCAUGCAGCAGGUGGCCUCGCAGCUCGGGAUCUUCAGUCCAGUGACACUCAACUUUAAUGCAUAUAAUGCCUACACACAAGCACUGCUUCAGCAGCAGGCGCUGGCUGCGCAGUCGGCAUAUCUGUCACCUGUAGCGACAGUAGCGGCAGUGCAGAUGCAGCAGAUGGCAGCACUCAAUGCUAACGGCAUCAUAGCUGCACCCAUCACUCCCAUCACACCCAUCACGCCCUCUUCAGGCGCAAACACUCCGCCCACUAUUGCAGCCACUCCCGUCUCGGCUCUGCCUCCACCAAUAGGAGUGAACGGCUAUAGUCCCAUACCGGCAACCACCAACGGACAGCCAGCAUCAGAAAUCUACACCAAUGGUGUUCAUCCAUAUCAAGCUCAGAGUCCAGUGGCAGCGGCGUUAGAUCCGCUCCAGCAGGCGUACGCAGGCAUGCAGCACUAUACAGACUCUCUCUGUUUCACAGCCGCCUACCCGACUGCAUACGGAUUGGUCAGCCAGCCGUUUAUACAGCAGCCCACCCUGGUUGCCCAACAACAACCACAGCAGCAGAGAGAAGGUCCUGAGGGGUGUAACAUCUUCAUUUACCAUUUGCCUCAGGAGUUCACUGACUCAGAAAUGCUCCAGAUGUUUUUGCCAUUUGGUAACGUCAUUUCUGCAAAAGUCUUUGUCGAUCGGGCCACCAAUCAAAGCAAGUGCUUCGGCUUUGUGAGCUUCGAUAACCCAGCGAGCGCUCAGACGGCCAUCCAGGCCAUGAACGGAUUUCAGAUCGGCAUGAAGAGACUCAAAGUGCAGCUGAAAAGGCCGAAAGAUGCCAACAGACCCUACUGAGACACAGGCAGGUUGGAGAUUAUUGCAGCAUUCACGCAGCAGACGGACUCCAGACACUGAGCUGCACAGGCUGAAUUGCUAACGUGAGAUGUUUUUUAUCUCGCACACUCACGUGUGUGUGUAUAUGCAAAGGACAAAUAAAAGAUCAUGUACAUAAAUCAACAUGCAUUUAAACACACAAGCACACACAGUUACAGAAAGAUGUCAAUGGUAUUAACAUACACACACACACACACACACACACACACAUGCUACUUCCUAUGGACCUUCUCAACUCUACAAAUGUAUAAAAUAGUAUCAUUUUUCAUACAAAAUGUAAAAAAAUAAAUAAAUAAAUAAAUAAAUAAAUAAAAAUGACAAUUAAAAGAGAGAAGACCAGCCACAGUAAAUGACCAUAAUCAGGUUUAAAUAAUUAAGCGUAAAAUAAACUAUUUAAAAAAGAAAAAAGAAAAUAAGAAUAGUUGCAUUAAAGCAAAAGACGAUAGUUACAGUAUUAUUGUUAUUAUUAUUAUUAUUAUUGUAAGAAAAAAAAAAUCUUAAGAUUUCUACUUUUUCAUUAUAAAUGUGAUGUAAGGGGACUCAGGAACUUCUGGGCAAGUUUUAAUAUUUUAUCUUUUUAUUUAUCUAUUUAUUCAUAUUUGAAAAACAUGGUUUGGGAUGUGGUCUCUUGGUUUUCAUGUUUUUUAGAGAAUACAUUAAAGCAACUGUAAAACUUUGUAACUUAUUGAAAUAUGAAUUACAAUGAUGAUAUUUAUGUCUUAACUUUUUUGACCAAACUUUUGUUUCUAAUUUAAAUAAAAUAAACGUAUUAAAAGAAAGGUCUGUCAUAUGUUUCCUGGAUC